This is a messenger RNA of Trifolium pratense (red clover), 306 nucleotides long. RefSeq names its product 50S ribosomal protein 6, chloroplastic. The record is from RefSeq and is a predicted model, not a curated record. Gene Ontology annotation, biological process: translation. NCBI's taxonomy places the organism in Eukaryota, Viridiplantae, Streptophyta, Magnoliopsida, Fabales, Fabaceae. Gene Ontology annotation, molecular function: structural constituent of ribosome; rRNA binding. Gene Ontology annotation, cellular component: ribosome; chloroplast. The transcript has a single exon. The coding region runs from base 1 to 306 and encodes 101 amino acids.
AUGUCGUCGUCGGUGUCAAGCAUUUUUGGGUGCGGUGUUGCGAUAGCGCCAAAUUCAUUUCGAAACAAAACAAUUCGAAUUGAAAGAAGAAAUGCGUGUGGAGGAUUGUUGAUUGAGUGUUCAAAGAGGCCACAGAAGAAAUCAACUGCACAUCACAUGAAGACGAGGCCAAGAAAAUCAUCACCGUCGGAUAGGAAUCGGAAACCAACUGAGUAUGCUCCGUUGCCACCACUUCCUCCUGAUUUUACAGUUGUUAUUUCUGCUGAUGCGUCGACGGAACCUCCACCUCCUGCUCCUUCUGCUUGA